Molecule: messenger RNA, 712 nt
Organism: Lacerta agilis (Sand lizard)
Lineage: Eukaryota; Metazoa; Chordata; Lepidosauria; Squamata; Lacertidae
Product: transcription factor HES-7.1-A-like
Exons: 4
Coding region: 24-704 (226 amino acids)
Biological process (GO): regulation of neurogenesis; anterior/posterior pattern specification; regulation of transcription by RNA polymerase II
Cellular component (GO): nucleus
Molecular function (GO): protein dimerization activity; RNA polymerase II cis-regulatory region sequence-specific DNA binding; DNA-binding transcription factor activity, RNA polymerase II-specific
Source: RefSeq, a predicted model, not a curated record
CAUCCUCUUGGCUCCUGCCAGUUAUGACAAUGACAAGCCAGAAGUGGGAACGCAAAGACGAGAAGAAGCUGCUGAAACCCCUGAUGGAGAAAAGGCGCAGGGACAGGAUGAAUCAAAGCCUCGACCGGCUCCGGGUCUUGCUUUUCGAUGCCACCCAGGACGAGAGACUUAAAAACCCCAAAGUGGAAAAGGCAGAAAUUUUGCAAAAAACAGUUCAGUUUUUGAAGACACAGCCUUUAUCAGAGACCAAGCACAAAGAAGACGCCCUCCUGCAAAGGUACCACAGCGGCUACAGGGAGUGCCUGACCCAAGCCACCCACUUCCUCCGGGCCAGCCCGGGCAUCUGCACGGGGAAGAAAGCCUACCUGAUGAAGCACAUCUGCCACUGUAUGGAGAAGAUCACAGCCAGCCCACGGAGGGAAGUCCACCGGCCGCCACCGGCCGCCCCCACCCCCAGCUACGAGCUGCAGCAGCGGUACAGCCCAGAUGUCUUCGCCGGGUGCAGCCCUCCCCUCGGCGGGUCCCCCUACGUCCUGCACCCGCCUUCCUCCACCUACCCGGACAGCCAAGGACUGCAGGCCCGCCUCGACGGAUCGGCCCAGCAGGGCAGCUGCAGCAGGUCGCAGCAGAACAAACUCUCGGAAACGCGGAACUCCUCGCCGCAGUCCCCACAGGCGCUGAACGUAUGGAGGCCCUGGCCUUGAAGGAUCCC